CUAAUGUUUAUUUUUUUGACCUCGGUGUUUAGAUUUGUUCUAAGAAUAGAAUAGCUAUUUCUUUAGUGAUGUUGAUCUCGUUACUUUACGGAGAUUCACAAUGUCUCCUGCUGAAUGGAAACUGUUCUUGUAGAAAUUUUGUUGAUUAUAUCAAGGCUGAAUGCAAGUUUGAAUUUGAAGGAACUCUCGAUAUUUGUGAUGAAAACGGAACUUUACUACAUUUACCAAACAAACCAACCAUGGAAAACCUGGCCCACUUACUGAUCCCACGGGCUAUCUAUAUACCGGUAGUCCUGGAAACUAAACGAGUCAAUGAUAAAACAGUGAAGAAUUUUUCUCCCCUGCUCAACGAUUGGCAGAAAAAAUACCCCGUGUUAGAAAAGAAGUUAAAACAUCAAGUUGAGAAGGGCAAGAGACCGGCAGAAUCACCACCCAAAUCCAAGAAAGACAGAAUGAGGCCAGAUGGUUCAUCACCAGGUGAGAGUCCGAAACGUGCCAGCAGUAAUCGUCUCUCUAGGAAGAAAUAAGGGAUAUCUAUCACAUUAUGUUCUAUUUAUAUCUGUUAUUAUUAAAUUGUUUCUUAUUGUGGUUUUAAAUUUGAACUUGGACCCAAAAUAUGAAAACCCUUAGUGUAGUGUUGUACCAAAAUGAUAUACAUCCAAAGACACUGUCAUACCCCCAGCUUCACAUUUUUAAUUUUGGACCAAAAUAUGAAAACCCUUAGUGGAGAGUUGUACCAAAAAGACAUUUGUCCACACAGCAGCCACUGUCAUACCCCUCCGGCUUCUCAUUUUGGAUCAAAAAUAUGAAACCAUAAGUGCAGAGUUGUCUGAAAAGAGUGUCGAGUUCAUUCAAACAACAGAAGCUUCUACUUCUACUAUUAAAGACGGAACAGAUCAUUCUUUCAAUGAUGUUUAUUGAAAUUUUUGUUAUAUUUUUGUUUUUUGAAAAGAAUUAUUUUCACGUUCCAAUAAUACUAGUAUCCAUGGUAACAUCACCUGUUUUUAGUGAGCAGGUUUUAUAAAGCUUAUCGAAGGUUUCUGGUUGGUCGACUCCUAGGAAAUAUUCCUGUAUUAAAACUGUAGUUAGAUUGUCUUUCUCUGAAAAAAAUAUAUCACCCAG
Molecule: messenger RNA, 1122 nt
Organism: Lottia gigantea (owl limpet)
Lineage: Eukaryota; Metazoa; Mollusca; Gastropoda; Lottiidae
Exons: 6
Coding region: 69-527 (152 amino acids)
Source: RefSeq, a predicted model, not a curated record